GUCAGAAAGGUGAUUACAUCUAACUAUAAAAAUAUCCUGGAUGAAAUGCAGAUUUCGUUAGCAAAAGAAACAUUAUCUAAGUGCAUCGGAGAUGUUGAUACUAUUCAAGCGAAAAUCUCACCAAAGAAUGGAAAACGCAGGCAAAGAAUGACCCAUUUCUUACAGUUCAUUCUUCAGGAAGACCACAACGUAAUUCAGUUUGAGACAAUGUUAAGAAAUCAUGGAUUAGAAUACUUGCUGAAAAAAAAUGAAAAUGUACGGGGAGAGCAUAUAACCAUCCAGGACAUAGAGAUUGUUAUUGCUAAGGAUCAGGUGCCUUCAUCAGAGGGAGUCCUGUUUGAGUCCCUCCUCACCCUGUCUCCCAAUGGUAAGUCCUAG
Molecule: messenger RNA, 378 nt
Organism: Saccostrea cuccullata (small rock oyster)
Lineage: Eukaryota; Metazoa; Mollusca; Bivalvia; Ostreida; Ostreidae
Exons: 2
Coding region: 46-378 (110 amino acids)
Source: RefSeq, a predicted model, not a curated record